This is a messenger RNA of Lineus longissimus, 3609 nucleotides long. RefSeq names its product prominin-1-A-like. The transcript has 25 exons. The record is from RefSeq and is a predicted model, not a curated record. Gene Ontology annotation, molecular function: cholesterol binding. The coding region runs from base 290 to 2992 and encodes 900 amino acids. Lineage: Eukaryota; Metazoa; Nemertea; Pilidiophora; Heteronemertea; Lineidae. Gene Ontology annotation, cellular component: apical plasma membrane; plasma membrane; microvillus.
AUAAGCGUGACGUAUACAGUGACCAGAGAAACGUUGGCGGGAGACCCGGCCUUGCCUCCCCUCAGUACAGCGACAACCAGUUGUUCGAAAUAGCAAUGGGAACGUGAGAAUUGAAGGAUAAACUGCUGGAUAUAUAUACUAAGAUUCAUAACGAAGUCUAUACGUAGGUCAAGCGAAUAUAAAAAGCUAACUUGUCGCGUCAACAAGGGGCCUUUCCAUAAGGCCUAUACAUUGUGGCCAGGCUUAAUCCGUUCUUAAUAACUGUACAAGGAUAUUUCAGGAUUUCAACAUGGCUCCCGACCGGACUUGGUGCCAGCCGAGUCUAGCAUGGUUGGCUUUGGCAGUAUUGGUGACAGUGGUGGGACUGCCAUCAGGUACAGACGCCACGGCAAGUAACUACACUAGGGUUACCAACACCCAGGAUUUCGCAAGUGGAAAUGUUGUAUGGGGAGAUUUGCCUGCUGAUCCAACAUGGACGAGCACGAACGCUACAGGAGACGCCAUCUUGGGCAUCUUGUACGGCAUGGCCGGUGGCCUGAUCAACAUCAUGCAGCGAAAUCAGUUCCCGUACAGUAUGCUUCAAACCAUCGCCAGAGGACAUUUCGAUACUGCCUCACGACAAAGCGAGAUUAUCGACUAUGACCUUGGCAUCGUGAUGGCGUCGAUGGUUGGCCUCAUCUUCAUCCUGAUUGCCCUCGCCGUCCUCAUCACCAUCGUCGUCUGCCGGCGGAAGGGAAAAUGUGGAGGACAGAACUACCAAUCCUAUCACCCUGCAAACGAAAAGUUUAAAUUGGCCUUCAUUGUCUUGAAUUUCCUUUCUCUUACCAUGACGUUUGCUAUGGGUAUCGUAUCGAUGAUGACAGCGUACUCAGCCAUGGCGGGCAUGACAACAUUGGGGACCACGAUGGAUAAUAGCUUGUCUGAGUUUAAAGCGUACUGGAGUAACCUUGCUGGACAACUGAACUACAUCUCUGAGGAGUCGUUUGGCCAUAUGAAUGACGUCAUCAUUGAAGCUGACCUGACCGGAAUUGAUGUACUACUGGGGCAACCUGUGCGAGAAACAUGGAGGACCGAGACCGAUGCCGCUUUUGAUUACCUUUUCAGUUUAGACUCUGAACUCUUGGAUGUGGAAAAGAAAUUUAUUAGGUACUACCAGCUUAUCGAAUACAUCAAGGCAAACGAAGGAGGAGAUUUGAAAACAGCGUAUGCAAAUAUCCAUUAUGACGUCACAAACACUAUCAAUGACGCGUCAUGUUAUGGAUGCAAUGGUUCCUGUUCCGGUUGCAAUGAAAUCGUUGCAGGUACUAUUGGACUCGGAUGUGAUUAUUGGGAUUUGCAAAAUAUCGACAACGAGUACGGUGUGAUGGUGAACAAGUCGAAUGAGACGCUGACAACAGGCCCAGGCUAUAAUGCGAAACAAGUUUAUGAGAACAUCCCAACGACCUUAAAGACGAGGUUUCUUGACACCACUGAUAUCAUUCGAAACAUCUCACUCCAAUAUUCUGAAAUCGUUAAGAAUAUGACGUACACGAUGCAGGGUAAUAUCUAUACGGCUUUUGACUACACUAAUAUGACGAGUGGUUGGGAUCUGGCGUUUGAAGAAAUAUCGUUAACUACUAUGGCGUUAUUUGCGGUAGUGUUGGUUUCGACGCUUUGCGUGGUAGGCUUUGUGGUGGCAACCGUGGUGGCGAUGGCUCUUGGUAUAAAACAUUACGAUAAGGAAGUUACCGCCACGCAGAGGGACGCAGUUUCGGACAAAAUGGGCAAGAUACUCCUCAUCAUGGUCUACUUUGGCAUGGCGACGGGUAUCGCUUACUUGGCAAUGGCGGCGACCAUCGUCUUCUUCGGCGCCAACUGGGAAAAAGCGACAUGUGAGCCAAUGGACGAUCUCAAAUUUCUAGACCAGUUCAUGGAUGAGCCUGACACCAUCCCAGGAUAUGAUGGCUACUUCCUCGCUUCAGCUCUCCUUGGAAAUGGCACCGUUCCACUCAAGACCUAUGACGUAAUAAAAGCUUGCCGUGACAACAACUCUGCCGCCUACUACGUGAUGGACCUCUUUGAAGUGAACGACCUGUCCUAUCACAUCAACUACACCAACUAUAUACCGAAUGUGGGCCUUGCCUAUGAGUUCAUGUAUUCCAACCUGACUGAUGUGGAGUUCUACACAGCCGAGUUGGACACGUGGCUACAGGAGUUUAAGACGGCUGCCAACCUCAACUGGACUUCGAUACACGAAUUGAUUUAUCAGAAUGCGACUGGUUUCGACAUCCAAGCCUACUGGGCGAACCUGGAUACCGUGGCGAAUACAGCUUAUGGCUCUGGGGGACCCAUCGACCCUGCCAAGACCAGGUUAGGCGACCAUAGCACCGACCUCCAGAGUGUCUACUCUACACAAAUACCAGCGUUGGAGCCGUAUCACCAAACCCUUGUAACCUACAUGGAAUCACUUGAAGCAGCUGUGAACACAACCACGGACCACAUUGAUACAGCAAUCUUAGGAAUCCAGAACAUUCAGGCCAAGAUGCACAAUGAAUCAUACGCGGCUAUCGUCACUGCGACCAAUGAAUACAGGACGAGAGUGCUCAGAUAUUAUGAACAGUAUAGGACCCAGUGUUUAUUGUGGCUCAGUGACACCGUUGGCCAAUGUGAGCCUCUCUUCGACCUGAUUAUGGCAGCCCAAACCCAGCACUGUGACGUCACAGUGGACAACUUGAAUGCCUGCUGGGUAGCCCUCGGAUGGGCGUCAGUGUUCUUAUUCUUGUGCGUUUUCUUCAACUUGAAGCUCUACCCGUAUUUCAAGUGUAUGGAGGAAGAAGAUCCCAUUACAAGCGACCUAGCUCCUAUCUUCGAGGUUGGCACUGGUAUGGAUCUUGGUGGCGGACACGCUGGACCCUCUGAAGCCUACUUCACCAAGGUCGAGGGUAAGCAACGUCAGUGGAACAAACCUUCUGAACCCAAGUUGAAGAGCAAGAAAGGCUUGGAGAAAUGGUAACCGUAACAACGCCAAGACACAUAUCGCUAUAUCGUAACCAAUCAAAAGACUUUGUUAAAAGGUGAAUGGUUAUGCCAGUGCCAAAUCUGUAUAAAGGACUAUAAAUUCAUUUCAUGUAAAUGUAUCUUACCACUGUCCAUGACCAAGGUCCAAGGUGACGUGAGGAUCCUCAGUGUAAAUUUUCGUACAUGACUGAUGCAUAUCCGAGUGAUGCUUUUUUUUUCGAAGAUGAGAAAAUGCAUAAUUAUUUUUAUACAAGCGUAAAAAUUGCAUAUUUAUUUUAUUCAAGCGUAAACUGGGUCGAAUUUUGAAUGUAACAAAUUGUGUAUUUUAAAAAAUUGUAGGAAAUACUGUGAUAACGCACUUGUCGAGUAGAAGAGUUGUCUUGUAAUCCCUUUGUGUUCCAAUUUCUUGCUGUUGCGUAAGAAAUUUGGCUGUUGUACUUGUACAUAGUUAUUUUGUGUGAAUCUGUAUUCUGUAUUCUGGUCCAAGAUAAAUUCGUUCUGCUGAAUGAAGCGAAAAAGGAAGCUCUUUGUUAUAAAACAUCGCUGAAUUGCUGCGCAAUUUUAACGCUCUCGGGAAUGGUGUGCAAAUAAAUUUUUCUUCUCAAAAACUUC